UCACGUCCGGAACGAUAUGUUUCCGGAUAGCUGAAUGAAUGCCGUCAGCUCCCACCACGAUAUCGGAAGAUUCGACCGAUCCAUCAGCAAAUUCAAUGGCGACUUCUUUCUCUGAGUCCUUGAUGGCUUUCAUGAAUUGCUUGUUGAUAUUGUUGAUAUGGAUCUAUAUCCCGUAUUCCCGAAGCAUCAACUUCAUCUCAUUAAUGAGUGACUGACACAUAAUACGGAAGCCUCUGUAGCCGUACAACUUCUCAGAGCCAAAAUGAUAGACGUCUUUGAUCGCUCCAUCGUUGUCACUAAAGGCUAGAGUGUCAAAGUGAUAACCCUUGUCGCGGACACGGUCGUAUACACCCAGUUCAUCGAGAAUGUUGGGCGAGAGAGUUAUUCCACCGCCGGUCUCAUAAGAUUCAGCGCGCUCUUCAUACACGGUGCAUGUUAGUCAUGUCUGUCCCAUGUUUCGAAAGGCGAGGGGUGGAAAUUGCCAUACAGAAAGACCCCCACCAACUAUAGCAACGUGUUGAGGAAGCUCCAUAACUGUGCUAUGAUCGGGAAUGGUAAAGAUUAUUUAUUGACAAUAUAAGCUUGAAGGGAUCUGUUUUAUCCGUCACGGCACCUCAAAUAUGUGGCCUGACUGAGCUCUGCUUAAUCAGAACGAGAACUUGUCCAAGAUCUCCUCAGUUUGUAGCUUAACAUCUAACCAAAUCUGUCCUCACAGAGAGGGGCCCUCGCCGUGGCUUGCGGAAUCUGUGGUUUUGUAUUCAAUGCAGCCGAACCCAGACAUCAAACGAGCGCAUCCACGAAGUUGAAUAACGCUUUGUUAGCAGAGUAAACCCGUCUCUGCAGUCUUAUGUGCGGUUGUCGUGACAUUCCGGGUGCCAUAGGCUCGGAGUUAAGUUUAUUGAACACGAAGAGGGCGGGUGGUGGCAGUUUAGUUCUAAAUGACUGUGUUGCUAGUCAGGUCUCCCAGGGACGACAGCACAACCAUUGCGUUUGUAUGCAUGAGUUUAGGGGAGGAUGCAAGACAUCCCACAGUUAAUAUAAUGCUGUAUAUUGAAAGUGUCGUUAUUCCAAAAUUCCCGACAAUAUAUUGCCAACAAUUGCGUUGUAUGUGGGGAGGCUUAAGGGGUGUCGUCGAGAUUACCCAAAAUGGACAGCACACAAGGACGUCGACAUCCUCAACGCAAUCUCAACGACACCAAAAAGUAAUUCUGGACAAUCCAACUCGCUCAUUGUCAUCGCUUGCAAGCCUACUUUGAAUUAUUUGCAGUGGUCAAAUCUCUCUCUGUUUUCCAAUCGGGCCGCUGAAAAAUAAACCACUGCGAUGGAUGGUGGACAAAAAUAUAUCCCCAGGGAAAAGCUUCAGGCCCUUACAACUCAGAUCACUUACCAAGGAGUAUGUGGCAUUCCAAGUGCGCCCUUUUAUAAGGGUGAUACCUACGCUUUCAAGUUCACUGUGGAUUGCCCGCUUGCCCUUUGCAAUCUUCCAACCGGAAAGGCCGUCGACCAUGGUGCUGAAAAUCAAUUCCUUCAGAGUGUGAUGGCCGUCUAUAACGAGGAGAUUUUCUCUGCGCGUCGGUGGAUAUGUCAGGUUUGCGGGAAACCAGCAAAAGUACUAUACCACGGUAUGGUGCCGUUUCUAUGUUCCGAACUGGGGCCAUCGAGUGACUUUCAGCCAUCGGUGUGGGACUCCGUCGUCCCUAUUUGCACUACCGCUGGGGAGUGUGAUUUUCAGGCGGAGGAGGUAGCCAAGCAAUCAUUUAGAGAUGUGUUGCCAAAAGCCAUCACCUGCUCUCAAUAUGGCUGUGAGAGCUGCGGAAUUGUGAAAAAUGUGAAGCGCUGCGCUGGCUGUAAGCGGAUUUGGUAAGCUACUGCAGUUGCGGUUCCCCAGGCUCUCUGGUGCUAGAAUUUCCUUUCUAUUUGUUGUUGAAGUGAGAGAAAUUUGACCAUAGUGGCAUGCUGCGAGAUGUAGGUAUUGCUCGAGGGCAUGCCAAUCUUCGGACUGGCCAAAGCACAAAAGAGCGUGCCGUCACGCACAAAAAGAGCGCGCGGAUAACAAAAGAAACAACCGUAUCACCCUUUCGUGUUUGUGAGUGUGUGAAUCCGAGAUGUCUUCAAAGAAAGCGAAGGUUAAGCCCUUCGGGGAAUGGAAGGAAAGUCAAACCGAGUAGACAAGUGGUAUUUUGAAACCUUUGUUGUCCGUAUGCAUAUAUAUGUAUCUUAUUACUUAAACCAUCUUUCCAAGACUCAAGAGUUUUAGUAGGCUCUACAGCUCAGCUAUUUCAUGUUUGAUAAGGAACAUAUAUCCUGCAUAAUUUAUAUAUUAGCUUCAAGCUGCAAUUUGAAUGUAUGGGAGGGACUGAAUGCACCUAUGGAUGUUCGGUAAGAGGAUAUUAAACGAUCUGAGAACCUCGGGCAAGCGCUUUUC
This is a messenger RNA of Blastomyces dermatitidis ER-3, 2425 nucleotides long. RefSeq lists its product as hypothetical. Lineage: Eukaryota; Fungi; Ascomycota; Eurotiomycetes; Onygenales; Ajellomycetaceae. The record is from RefSeq and is a predicted model, not a curated record. The coding region runs from base 1322 to 1864 and encodes 180 amino acids. The transcript is spliced from 3 exons.